This is a messenger RNA of Anopheles maculipalpis, 1755 nucleotides long. RefSeq names its product glycine receptor subunit alpha-4-like. Lineage: Eukaryota; Metazoa; Arthropoda; Insecta; Diptera; Culicidae. Gene Ontology annotation, cellular component: synapse; membrane; neuron projection. Gene Ontology annotation, biological process: signal transduction; chloride transmembrane transport; chemical synaptic transmission. The transcript is spliced from 10 exons. The record is from RefSeq and is a predicted model, not a curated record. Gene Ontology annotation, molecular function: neurotransmitter receptor activity; extracellular ligand-gated monoatomic ion channel activity; transmembrane signaling receptor activity. Bases 274 to 1692 code for a protein of 472 amino acids.
UGCUUUUCAGGAGCAGCAGGACACGUGCUAUUCCACGGUGUGAGCUUUCGCGUGAACAAUAGGAAAAGAAAAGUUUUAUCGAUUCCGGAGACGAUGGCGUCGUCGCGAAUGUGGAUCGCACGCCUGGUGAAUUGAAUGUGCUGGUUCGAGGAUCGAAGACCAUCCAAUUUCGGUCGGUUCGGGCGAUAUCGACUUCCGGGAUAACCGUUUGAUAUCGUGUGCUCAAGAGUGAAAUGUGAAGCAUGAAUGUGACCUACACAGCAUACAAGGACUAUGCGUUGCAUAUACAUAGCGAGUUUGAUUUGGGUUUUUGAACUAUGUCUCCCCCCGGUAAGGACAGCCACGACCAAUUACAAGUAUGAGCCGGACUAUGAUAAGAACGUGAAACCAGGCAGCCUAACAGAUGUAUCCGUCUCGCUGUACAUUAAUCGCAUAUCGGGCGUGGAUGAGAACAAGGAAGAAAUUUCCUUCGAUGUCUUCCUGCAAAUUACAUGGGAAGAUCGACGUAUCCACCCCGUCCUGCCCAACAAAGAGGAACGUACUGGCGAGUAUGUAGAAUUGACAAAGGCCGACCGAGACAUGAUUUGGGUUCCGGAUCUCUACAUACGCCAGCUGAGGGAAAUGAAAAUGUUAACCUUGUUUGAAGAGAUAUCCAGUUUGCGUUUGUAUGAAAAUAAAACCAUCAGCUUAAGCAUUGGAGCUACCAUCAUCAUCAAAUGUGACAUGGACUUUGUGCUUUACCCAUUGGACGUACAAAGAUGUCCGGUAGAUUUCAGCAGCUAUAAAUAUCCAGUGAAAGAUUUAAGGUUCCGCUGGAGAUCGGAAAAUGCAUUAUCCUUUCCCAAUGACUUUGGCGAUGGAUUUUUUCGCCUCCCAAAGUAUGUGGUUUCGUUUUACACCGAGCAGGAAUCUCAGAUAGUCAAUUACAGCGAUGAUAAUCAUAGUUCAGCUAGAUUAGAAAUAACCCUUUCGAGGGAAGUAAAGAGUUACCUGUUGGAAAACUAUCUUCCAUCGACAUUGUUCGUUUCCAUCUCCUGGGGCUCGUUCGUGGUCGUCCCAGAAAUCGUACCAGGACGUAUGGUGCUGCUGGUAACGACACUGCUAUCAUUGAUCACGAUGUUCGAUACGGUGCGAAACAAUUCACCGGAUGCGUUGGAACUAAAGUGCCUUGAAGUGUGGCUCAUAUCCUGUACUUUGUUUGUGUUCUUUGCGCUAAUGGAGUACUUCAUUGUGCUAUUCGGCAUAAGAUACGAUAAGCACUGGCGGGUGGCUAAAGCUCAGCACGCCUCAUCGAUACCUCCUUCCAUAACGUUGCAGUCAGCGGUGACAAUGGCUCAAAGCACGAUGGAUACGUCGAUAAACUCCGCCUCGUUUCAGCGUGAAAAUGGACUUGAACAUACCACCCUGAAGGUUUCGGGCAACAACAAGAUUCAACCACACGAUCACCACAGCAAGACAACGUCCGCUUCCCUUAGCAAUAUACAAGACACUGUACAUAGCGCCCAAAAAGUGUCGUCUGUGAUGACAAGAAAAAGAUUUCGCAACGUCGCGGAUGUAGCGCUUCUGUACGCCGGUUCCCAACGCGGCCGAUUGGAUCAGCUUUCGUUGAUUAUAUUCCCUGUCAGCUUCCUUAUAUUCACCAUCUCCUAUUGGACAAUGUAUUUAACGGAAUCUAAGAAAAAUUUCAAGUAACAUUCUUCCUGCAGCAUUUACAUUAAAAAGCAAGCCCUAUAGUUGAUCUAGUAAUAAAGUGAA